Molecule: messenger RNA, 1109 nt
Organism: Caenorhabditis elegans
Lineage: Eukaryota; Metazoa; Nematoda; Chromadorea; Rhabditida; Rhabditidae
Gene: ger-1
Product: GDP-L-fucose synthase
Exons: 6
Coding region: 38-985 (315 amino acids)
Biological process (GO): nucleotide-sugar biosynthetic process; 'de novo' GDP-L-fucose biosynthetic process
Molecular function (GO): GDP-L-fucose synthase activity; oxidoreductase activity
Source: RefSeq, marked reviewed
GCGCUCAAUUUAAAUUAAAUUCAUUAAUUUUCAGACAAUGAAAACUAUUCUAGUUACUGGAGGAACUGGCUUAGUUGGAAGCGCUAUUAAAAAGGUAGUUGAAACUACUGAAAAGCGAGACGAUGAGAAAUGGGUCUUUAUUGGAAGUAAAGAUUGUGAUUUGGAGAAUUUAGAAGAGACUAGGGAAUUGUUUGAAAGUGUCAAACCAACUCAUGUUAUUCAUCUUGCUGCUAUGGUCGGUGGAUUGUUCCACAAUUUGGCACACAAUCUGCAAUUUUUCCGCAAGAAUAUGGCUAUCAAUGACAAUGUAUUGGCUUUAUGUCAUGAGUUUGAUGUCAUCAAGUGUGUCUCCUGUUUGUCUACAUGUAUUUUCCCUGAUAAAACCUCGUAUCCUAUCGAUGAGACAAUGGUUCAUCUAGGUCCACCUCAUGAUUCCAACUUUGGAUAUUCGUAUGCCAAACGAAUGAUUGAUGUUUUGAAUAAGGGAUAUGCACAGGAACACGGAAGAAAAUACACAUCUGUUGUUCCUUGUAAUGUCUUUGGACCUCAUGACAACUAUAAUCUACAAUCAGGACAUGUUCUACCGGCAUUGAUUCAUAAAGCAUAUGUUGCUCAAAGAGAUGGAACUCCACUGCAAGUAUAUGGAUCUGGAACACCAUUGAGACAGUUCAUUUACUCUAUCGACUUGGCGAGACUUUUCAUUCGAGUUGUCAGGGAGUACGAGGAUGUUGAACCAAUUAUUCUGUCUGUCAAUGAAUCUGAUGAAGUUUCAAUUCGUGAUGCUGUUUCUGCUGUUGUCAAAGCAAUUGAUUUCACUGGAGACGUCGAAUACGAUACGUCCAAGGCUGAUGGACAAUUCAAGAAGACUGCUUCUAAUGAGAAACUUCUGAAAUUAUUCCCCGAUUUUCAAUUCACGCCAUUCGAGCAGGCUAUUCAAGAGUCUGUUCAGUGGUUCGUUGAUAAUUAUGAGACGGCUAGAAAAUAAUUUAUUUAUUAAUUGUAAUGGGACGAGGUGUUGAUUUACUAUUUAUGUAGAUUAUUGUUGUCGUACGUACGACAUGUCGUAAAUAUUAUUUCAUCAGUUUUUCAAUAAACUUUUGACAUAUUGC